Messenger RNA from Acanthosepion pharaonis, 597 nucleotides. The record is from the annotation of a GenBank genome assembly. Lineage: Eukaryota; Metazoa; Mollusca; Cephalopoda; Sepiida; Sepiidae.
AUGACUCUCUUUUCUCGGACUAGCAACCCAUUUCUCCCCUCCAUUCGAGUUAGGGUUGUUCCGUUCAGUGUGGUCCAUCUUUCUCCUGCGAGAACAGGUCCGUCUCAGUUUACAGUCUCCCUCUGCCGUACACCACCGAGCCUUGUGCCUGAACUCGUCACAAGUCAUGCAGUCUGGCCCCAAAGACCUUGGGUCGCCUCCAUAGUUUGUCGGGCAGUCAUGGGCCUGAUGCCCACCAUACUUGCAAGUCCAGCACGCCAGCCCAUAUCGACCUGGUGUGGGCUUGUGAAACCCAUGACGCAGAUCCUAGACUCUCCUAUUGGGAACUGCCUCAGCCUUCCAGUCCUCUUUCACCUCCUCUUUUGGGUCCCAUAUCUGGAUGCGGUCCUUCUUUUUCAUGACUACUUUGGCCCCACGGGGGUUCCUACCUACACCCCCUCUUAUUCUAUCCUAGAGUCAUUCGCUGGUCCGAGCUGCCUCUAUGGCUGCGGCCAGGCUGACUGGUCCCCCUUCAGAAUAUCACCCCUCAGGGCUCUGUCACUCAGCACGUCCACAUACACAUCGGCCAACAAGGCCGGAAUGGGACCACUGUCCUGA